Onychostoma macrolepis is the source of this 1701-nucleotide messenger RNA. Its product is annotated as B-cell receptor CD22-like. The transcript has 7 exons. NCBI's taxonomy places the organism in Eukaryota, Metazoa, Chordata, Actinopteri, Cypriniformes, Cyprinidae. The record is from RefSeq and is a predicted model, not a curated record. The coding region runs from base 1 to 960 and encodes 319 amino acids.
AUGCAGGUUAAAAUUGAAAUAUCUCCUGUAGAUCCUCCAGUGAAUCCUGUGAUCUUCAUCAGUCCAUCUGGUGAAAUAGUGGAGGGAGAUUCAGUGACUCUGAGCUGCAGCAGUGAUUCAAACCCACCUGCAGAAAUAAGCUGGUUUAAAGGAAGAAUGACUGUAGGAUCUGGAAGAAUCUACAGCAUCUCAAAGAUCAGCUCUGAUCACAGUGGAGAAUACAAGUGCAAGUCCAGAUAUGAAGAUACAGAUAAAUACUCUUAUGCUGUGACUUUAAACGUCAUGUAUCCACCUAGGAAUGUCUCAGUGUCUAUAAAUGGAUCUGGUGAAAUAGUGGCGGGAGAUUCAGUGACUCUGAUCUGCAGCAGUGAUUCAAACCCACCUGCAGAUAUCAGCUGGUUUAAGGAGAAUCAAAGCUCAGCUGUUGGAUCUGGACAGAGUUUCAGUGCACUACAGAGUGGACGCUUCUACUGUGAGGCUCACAAUCAACAUGGAUCUCAGAGAUCAGACACUGUUACUGUCACAGUGCAUCAUGGUCUGGGUUGGCCUGUCUGGUUGGGAAUCACAGUGGCAUGUGUAGGAUUAUUCAUCGUUAUCAUCAAUAUCGUGUUCAUAAUGAGAAAACUAAGAGGUGCAAAAGUUGAAGAUUCCACACCAAAACAGGAUGAUCUGUACUCUAAUGUAGCCGAGAGGGACGUUCCCGUGUCUGAAUCAGCCGCUUUUGAUGAUGCUCCGUAUGCCAGCAUUUCAUCCAGCAAACCCAGAAGAGAUGGAGACAGAGAUGCUGAGGAGAUCCAGUAUUCGACAGUCCAACAUCACAAAACCAAACUGAUGAAGAGAGCAGAGGAGAACGAAAACCACUAUGGAAAUAUCAGGAUUCACCGGCCUUGUGCUGCCAUGAGGCGAUCAGAUGUGGAGACUGUGGAAGAGGUCUCUGUGAUCUACAGCCAUGUCAAAUGAACAGACUGUUAUGAAGCCUGUGUUCAGACAUCAAUCUGGUCUGCUGGGAAAAGCAAAAGCCACAAAUAUUGACUGAAUACGAAAAAAGAAAAAAAAAAACAGAAAAAGAAGUUAAUUAAACAAUGUACUUGAAAGUAUGGCUGCUUAAUAUAGCAUGCAAUUCAACAUAAUUUAUGGCACAUCAAACCAGCUGAACAGAUGAGCCGGAAACAGAAAAAAAUCAAAGUUAAAAAAAAAAAAAAAAAGCUUUUUUUUUAUGUUGUGAUGUAGCAUGCACUUUAAAACGUGAACCUGUGCAGUUGUUGCUUUAAAGGGAUAUUUCUAUCCGAUACUACAUACAAUUCUAGUUUUUCUGUUGUAACCAAGUUCAAUCAAGAUUAUGUAACAUAAAACAAAUGAAUGUUAUUUCAACUUAAAUCCAUUAUUUCGACCCAACAUACAACUUCCAAAAAAAAACACACAUUCAAAACACGCACACCUGUUCCACGCUGAUUAGUGAAUUUCAGUUCAAUAAGAAAUUAUGACUUGAAGUUAUUACAUACUUUAAGCGGUAGUGAAGUGAAAAUGACAAUUGACAGCGCUACUCUUCAGCACAAAUGGUAACCCACUGUAAAAAAUAAAAGAAAAGAAGCAACAAAACAUUAAACACUACAGAUAUCUCUCUCACUUUUGACAAUCCAGUCUGACUUUAUUUCUUUCAUAGUAAACUUCUUAUUGAGAAUUAACUGAGGUUUAGAUGUU